AUGAGCGCAUUUGUGCGAGUGUCUGGCCGUCCAAACACACAUUUUCUGGUCGGGUACCCAGGAAUCUCUGCAACGCUGCCUCGUAUCGAGGGGACAGUCGAAAUUCGUCCCGCGGUCGGCAUAUCGAGCCCGGUCAAUGUCUCCAUUGUCACCAUCUCUCUGCAGAGACGAGAAAGCAUCCAUCCUCAUGCAGACUCGGUGGCCAAGAAACAUCUGGCGGCGCCCAGGAAGGAGUCGACAGAAACAGUGGGGAAGGAAAUGUUGCUGUUUCGGUGUCCGGCCAACAGAGAAUCGGAGGAGAUUAUGUACAUGGACCUACCCUUUGUCAUCUUCAUACCAUUUGGACGUGGAGGACAAGAGACUGCCAGAAGAGUCCCCCCGGCCAGUCUACAGUUACCAAGGAGGACGGCCGAAACAUAUUAUGAGAUGGUGGUGACGGUAGGUUACGGAUCUGGUGAUCGCAAACAAUACGCAUUCCCCGUGCCGAUGGCGCGAUACGAUACACUCUCUACGUUUGGCAUGUACAACCGGCCGGAGACCGCAGAACGAGUGUCAGAUCAUUUGGUGACUCUAGGCAUAUCUCUACCAAGAUGGUCGUACGGACCUUUGGAUCCUGUCAGCGUAUACAUCAAGUUAUCGCCCAACCCGGAUUGGUUGAGCAAGGCACGCAAGGUGACAAUUCGAAAGAUUGAAAUUGGCAUUGACGAGGAAGUCAUCUACAACCACGAAGGCGACGAGCCGCAAAGGAAAACAAAGAGUCUGGUCAAGAAGACAGAGAAUGUAGGGGUGAAGAUGCCCGAAGCAGGCUACUUUACGAACCUGGGGCUUGUUUUCCCUGCGAAUGACCUCCGGGAUGCAGACGGCAUCAUGCCUCGUGGAAAGGCGGCGUUCCCGACAUAUGCAGUAACUGGCUUCACAACAACCGCAGGCCUUUACAAGGUUGAAUACUACUUGACCAUUAAGGCUUCGAUGAACGGUGCCAAAGAUAUUAUUCUAAAGCAGCCAAUCGUGGUGUGUCCUCUUGAUCACGCAGCAUGCAAGGCUGAGAUGGAGGCAAUCGAGCAAGCCGCCCGAGACGCUUCGCAUGUAAAUGCAGACAACCCAAUGCUACCCCUUGCCACCAUCAUACGGGCAUCGGAUCCAAAUGCAAUAGGCUGCCUCGGUGUCGCGCUGGUUGGAUCAGUGAAGAAACCAUUGAUCGAAUGA
This is a messenger RNA of Capronia epimyces CBS 606.96, 1206 nucleotides long. RefSeq lists its product as uncharacterized. Gene Ontology annotation, biological process: division septum assembly. The coding region runs from base 1 to 1206 and encodes 401 amino acids. The record is from RefSeq and is a predicted model, not a curated record. Lineage: Eukaryota; Fungi; Ascomycota; Eurotiomycetes; Chaetothyriales; Herpotrichiellaceae. The transcript is spliced from 3 exons. Gene Ontology annotation, cellular component: division septum.